CUUGUUUACGUUGGAAUUUGGCUUCCUUGUACAUGGUUGCAGGUGUAUCACUAUCCUCUGUCCUUUGUUUCCUUUGUUUCCUUUGUUUCUAUGCGUGAUCGCUUAGUGUGUUCCUGAUACUUGUUCCACAAGUUCCUUGCUUGAUCAUUUAUCGGUUGUUAUCCGAGGAAACCAUGAAUAUAACCGGAAUAUCUGAGAAUGAGUUGCCGGAUUUCUUUUGGAUGUUGCCUGAAUCUCUUACUCAUCACAUAUUGUCAUUCCUUCCGUUCAAGGAUAUCGUCCGUACUUCAAUCUUGUCUAAGAUAUGGAGUGGCAUCUGGUUCAAUUACCCUAACAUCGAUUUGUUUUUGCAUGAGAAUUACAUGGGUAAACUACAUGGACGCUCUUUCAUAGAUCACAUUAAAUCAGUCAUGGAUCAAUGCGUUCUUAGAAAAGCUUGCAUACAGAAGUUGCAGUUAAAAGUUUAUUCUGGUAACCCGGAGGAGUUGGCACCCAUUAUGGAUCAGUGUUUGAGGUCUGCAAUUGAGAGGAAUGUUACUGAGCUAGUGCUUCAUAUGAAUUUUGCUCCAACCACUUACUAUAAUAUUCCAAAGGAAGUAUUUGUCUCUAAUUCACUGAAGGUGUUAGAGCUUGAGGGGUGUAAGUUUGACGAUAGUUUUUCCUGCACUAAUCUUCCACAUCUACAGAAGCUCAAAACCAUGCAGUGCCUGUUUGCCGGUGAGAACGUCUUAUCCAAGAUUUUAUGUGGCUGUCCUGAGUUGGAGUAUCUGCAAGCUUUAGUAUCUGAAGGCAUGAGAAGUCUUCUCUCGGUUUCAUGUAAGCCUAGAUUGAAAUAUAUUCACAUCGGGUGUCGCAACGAGCUCAAGAGGAUUGAGAUCUUUGUACCCAGCCUUGAAACGUUAAAAUGUCAUUUUGCUUAUUCAUGUUCCAUUGACUUGGCUAGUUGCACUCUUCUCAACCAUUUGGAAAUAAACGAAGCUAUUCUCUCUUCUGAUUAUGUCCCUAUUCAGUAUCUUUUAUCUAACCUUCUCCAAAUUGAAGAAUUGCAUUUGUCUAACUGUAAAUCGGCUGACAAAAUUCAAAUCUCAAGUUCAUGCCUCAAGAGACUUGUCAUGACCGAGUUAUACGAAAGCUUUCCUGGUGCUGAACUUGACAUCCCAAAUUUACUUAGUUUAGACUUCUUUUCUAUGGGUGAAUGUAAUCCGAAUAACCGGUUCAGUUCAUGGAAUGUUCCAAAGGUAGAAGAAAUUCACAUGUUGUUUUCUGUUAAAAGCUUUCAGAGUGCUUGCAGGGGUGGACUGAAGGGGUUCCUUAUGCAGUUACAAAAUUAUGAAGAUGUGAAAUUGAUUAUAAAGUGCGGAGGUAAUCAGGAUCUAAUUAUGCAUGAGAAACUGCACGCUAUUUCCUUUUCUUCUCUGAAUAAAUUCUUAAAAAAGGCAAAGCCGAAAUUUGUGCUCAUAUCAUCUAGAAGAGUUGAUUCGUUCUUGGCUCGUUUGCUGGGUUUUACAAAAGGCAAUGCUAGUCUAUCCAUGAUAUUUUCUUCUCGCAGGAGCAUAGAGUUGCUGCACGAGAAAUUGAGCAAUGCAUCAACACUGAAGCAUUGCUAUAGGGAUUUUCAUCUGGUUUCUAUCGAGGAGAUGGAGCAUGAAGUGCACUCUGAUGUGAACCCAUUCAUGAAGACCCAUUCAAUAGGUUACCACACUGCUAGAUUAAUCCUCAUCAGGAAGAGUUUCAUGGAAAUGUUCUGUUCAAUGUAGCAUGUGUUUGAAAAGAGCUUGGCGGUGGCCCCUGGCCGGGCUUAAUCGGGCCUAGAUGGGCCUAGAACAAGAAAAAAUCUCUAGUGCAGCGUGCUGCUUGUUUUCACAUCAAUCAGAUGAUACUUGCUGUAGGUAACACUGCGCGCCUGCAAUGACAAUCCAUCCUAAAAGGCGUUGAGAUUCUUUACAUUCUCUCAAAAUCAUUAGUUUUUUAGGACACCUGUCCUCUGAGGCCUUGGUCCUUUUCUAGAACAAUUUGUAGCUUGGUUUUACAUUAUCAAUCUUGUCACGAGAUAUUAGAGCCCCUCUCCAUUGGGGAUGUGGAUUGUGUAUAGAAAGAUGGACACAACCAUAUUUAAUGUAGUCAUUAGCAUUGGAGAAGAUAUUUAUACCUUAAUCUUGUUUUUUAAGUGACAGUGUAUUUUCCAACCAUCCAUAUCUCACCCAUAAGAAAUGCUCUCAUUGAUAUAAAUAUCUCAUCUCAU
Cuscuta epithymum is the source of this 2242-nucleotide messenger RNA. The record is from the annotation of a GenBank genome assembly. NCBI's taxonomy places the organism in Eukaryota, Viridiplantae, Streptophyta, Magnoliopsida, Solanales, Convolvulaceae.